Molecule: messenger RNA, 1635 nt
Organism: Chenopodium quinoa (quinoa)
Lineage: Eukaryota; Viridiplantae; Streptophyta; Magnoliopsida; Caryophyllales; Amaranthaceae
Exons: 5
Coding region: 1-1635 (544 amino acids)
Source: RefSeq, a predicted model, not a curated record
AUGGUGAAUGCAGCAAGUGGUGGAGGGCUAGUGAAUAAGACUCCAGGAGAUGCAACUAGGCUGAUUGCAGAGCUAGCAGAGAAUUCUAGGCAGUUCAGUCAGAGAACUCCCACGCGCCGGGUGAAUGCAGCAAAUUCAAAUACAACUGAGUUAGAGAGUCAAGGGAACCAACAACAACAGCAAAAUGCUCAAGGCCAGCAGCAAUAUCAGCAAUAUAGGGCACCAUUGGCCAAACCUCAAGGCCAAAGCUCAAAUUCGAAUGAUAUGUCAACUGAUGAAAUGAUUAGAUCACUAACUUCUAAUAAUUUGGAAAGUCAAGUGAGUCAAAUUUCAAGUGCAGUGAGCAGACUUGAAGCUAAGGAUUCGGGAAAACUUCCAUCUCAAACGGAGUUGAAUCCUAAGCAACAAGCCAACGCUAUUACAUUGAGAACUGGCAAGGAGCUGAAAGAGACUGAAAUUGCAACUAAGAGGGCUGAAGAGUUGAUUGGAGCUGAGGAGAAGGAAGUGGAACAUGAAGCUGUAGCAAAUCCUCCCACUUUUCCAUCUUAUGAACCCACACCACCUUUUCCCGAAGCUUUGAAAGAAACAAAGAGUGUUCCUCGAUUUGCUAAAUUUUUGAAAGAACUGUGUACUAUAAAGAGGAAGCACAGGUUAGGAGGGAUGGAAAAAGUGAAAGUGAGUGCUCAUGUUUCUGCAGUUUUCCAAAAGAAACUUCCUGAAAAAUGCAGUGACCCUGGUAUGUUUACUGUUCCAGUUACAAUAGGGGACACCACUUUUCAUAGAGCUAUGUUGGAUUUGGGUGCAUCAAUUAAUGUUAUUCCAUAUUCCCUGUUUAAAUCUUUAAAACUUGGACCUUUACAUGGAACUGGGGUAGUGAUUCAGUUAGCGGAUAGGUCUAAUGUGUAUCCUAAGGGGGUGGUGGAAGAUGUGUUGGUUAAGGUUGAUGGUUUGAUUUUUCCUGCUGACUUUUAUGUGCUUGACAUGGAACAUGACAAACAAGCAGUCCCCAUCUUGUUAGGAAGACCUUUCUUGAAGACUGCUAAAACAAAAAUCGAUGUGUCUACCGGUUCCUUGACUAUGGAGGUUGAUGGGAAAGCAAUUGGGUAUAACAUUUAUGAUUCCAUAAAGUAUCCUGUCAACACUCAUUCUUUAUGUUCUCUUAAUGUUGUCGAUCCAAUGGUGCAUGAUGUUCCUAACAAUCAUCGUGGGGAUGAGUUCCUCACACCUAUAACUAAUGUUGUAUCUGGUGAUUUCUUGGAUUUCUCUAUGCCUACUAAUGUGCAGGUGAAGGUGGGGGAAUUGAAUGAACAUUCCAAGCUUCCACCUAUACCACCAGGUUCAACAAUCGGCCCGUCUGCAAUUCCGGGCAAGAAAUUGUCUCAUUUAUACCACAAAGCAAAGAAUAGGUUGUGGCAUGACAAGAUGAUUUCUAGGAAGAAGGUUAAAGUCGGUGAAAAAGUGGAGGCCUUGGGAGCAAUUUUUAUGCGCGAAACGCAGCAAAAACAGAGCAAAACAGAGACAAGGGGGGCCUUCCCUGCAGAAGCCGCUGGCAGCUGCUCUGCAGCCGCUACCAGCGGGUCUUCUUGCAGCCCAAACCCCUUUGUUUCUGUCCCAGCCGCUGGUAGCUGCUCCUGA